Molecule: messenger RNA, 655 nt
Organism: Ochotona curzoniae (black-lipped pika)
Lineage: Eukaryota; Metazoa; Chordata; Mammalia; Lagomorpha; Ochotonidae
Product: cystatin-12-like
Exons: 3
Coding region: 11-601 (196 amino acids)
Molecular function (GO): cysteine-type endopeptidase inhibitor activity
Source: RefSeq, a predicted model, not a curated record
AAGGUGUUGGAUGGAGGUGUCGGCCCUGGGGUGGCGGUCAGCAGCUCAGGGCAUCAGCAGACAGAACUGUGCAGGGCUGCAGCUGCCAAGGGUGCUACUGUCCCCUUUAUCCCACAUGUCCCCUGCCCCAAGGGCAGCUAUGCCGCACAAGGCACUCCUGUUUGUGGGGUUUGUUCUCAUGGGGAGCCUUGUGGGCAGCUUCAAGUUCAUGGACAACUCCAAGUUCGUGGACAUUGACAAGAACUCGGAGUUCUUUGCCAUCUCCAUGGAGUAUGUCAUGUACAAGUUCAACGAGGCCCAGGAGGAUGAGUUUGCCUACAAGUUUCUGAAGGUUCGGCAGAGCCAGCGCAAGAUGUUUUCCUGGACCUGUUUGGUAGACGUGGAGAUGGGCCGCACAAUUUGCAAAAAGCACGAUGAAGACAUCGACAAUUGCCCAUUGCAGGAGGGUGCGGGAGAGAAACAGGUGCGCUGCACUUACAUCCUGACUUCGCUGGUGUGGUUUACCCAGUUCACCAUCUUGGAUAGCAGCUGCGUGCUGACAUCGGAAAGGGGGGUGCCUGUGGCUUCUCCUAGCAGCAAUCCUGUUCCUUCUAGAGUGUGACAAUCAGCAGCUCAAUGUGUGUGCAUCUCCUGCAGAAUUAAACGCAACUGGCAU